This is a messenger RNA of Myodes glareolus (Bank vole), 3448 nucleotides long. RefSeq names its product neural cell adhesion molecule 2 (gene Ncam2). NCBI's taxonomy places the organism in Eukaryota, Metazoa, Chordata, Mammalia, Rodentia, Cricetidae. Gene Ontology annotation, cellular component: neuron projection; membrane. Gene Ontology annotation, biological process: cell adhesion. The record is from RefSeq and is a predicted model, not a curated record. Gene Ontology annotation, molecular function: protein binding.
GCGGCGGGCUAGCAGAGACGGCCGUGGCAGCGGAAGGUUCUCUCUCCGGGGCUGGACUUAAUAACUUUGGAACUGUCCGCCGGUGUCACGUCCUGAACAUGAGCCUCCUCCUCUCCUUCUACCUGCUCGGGUUGCUUGUCAGUAGCGGGCAAGCUCUUCUUCAAGUGACAAUUUCACUUAGCAAAGUAGAGCUUAGUGUGGGUGAAUCUAAAUUCUUCACAUGUACAGCCAUUGGUGAGCCUGAGAGUAUAGAUUGGUAUAAUCCCCAAGGAGAGAAGAUCAUUUCCACACAGAGGGUGAUGGUCCAGAAGGAAGGCGUCAGGUCACGACUAACCAUUUAUAAUGCAAACAUAGAAGAUGCAGGGAUUUAUCGCUGCCAAGCGACGGAUGACAAAGGACAGACACAAGAAGCUACAGUAGUUCUGGAAAUUUACCAGAAACUCACCUUCAGAGAAGUGGUAUCCCCUCAAGAGUUCAAGCAAGGGGAGGACGCUGAAGUGGUCUGCAGGGUUAGCAGCUCACCUGCCCCUGCUGUCAGCUGGUUGUAUCACAAUGAGGAAGUCACCACCAUUCCCGACAAUCGGUUUGCUGUGCUUGCAAACAAUAACUUGCAGAUUCUCAACAUCAAUAAAAGUGAUGAAGGUAUAUACAGAUGUGAAGGAAGAGUGGAGGCAAGGGGAGAGAUUGACUUCCGGGAUAUCAUUGUUAUUGUCAAUGUUCCACCAGUCAUUGUGAUGCCCCAAAAGUCCUUCAAUGCUACCGCAGAGAGAGGAGAAGAGAUGACAUUCACCUGCAGGGCCUCAGGCUCUCCAGAUCCUACCAUCUCUUGGUUUCGGAAUGGCAAACUCAUUGAAGAAAAUGAAAAAUACAUUUUAAAAGGCAGUAAUACAGAGCUGACGGUCAGAAAUAUAAUCAACAAAGAUGGUGGGUCUUAUGUCUGCAAAGCCACAAAUAAGGCAGGAGAAGAUGAAAAGCAGGCUUUCCUUCAAGUCUUUGUACAGCCGCAUAUAUUACAACUUCAGAAUGAGACGACAUCUGAGAAUGGCCAUGUCACACUCAUCUGUGAGGCGGAAGGCGAGCCCAUUCCAGAAAUCACCUGGAAACGAGCAGCGGAUGGAGCCACAUUUUCUGAAGGUGAUAAGAGCCCAGAUGGCCGAAUCGAAGUGAAAGGGCAGCGGGGGCAUUCGUCACUGCACAUCAGAGAUGUGAAAUUAUCGGACUCAGGGAGAUAUGAUUGUGAGGCUGCAAGUAGGAUCGGUGGGCACCAGAGAAGCAUGCACCUUGACAUUGAAUAUGCUCCUAAGUUUGUUUCAAAUCAGACAAUGUACUACUCUUGGGAAGGAAAUCCAAUCAAUAUAAGUUGCGAUGUGACAUCAAAUCCACCUGCAUCAAUCCAUUGGAGAAGAGAGAAAUUGGUCUUACCAGCUAAAAAUACCACUCAUUUAAAGACAUACAGUGUCGGGAGAAAGAUGAUACUAGAGAUUGCCCCUACAUCAGAAAAUGACUUUGGACGAUAUAACUGCACUGCUACUAACCGUAUAGGAACAAGGUUUCAGGAGUAUAUUCUUGAGUUAGCAGAUGUACCCUCUAGUCCUCAUGGAGUGAAGAUUGUAGACCUGUCUCAGACUACAGCCAAGAUCUUGUUCAACAAACCUGACUCCCACGGAGGUGUGCCUAUUCAUCACUAUCAAGUGGAUGUCAAAGAAGUGGCAUCAGAAACCUGGAAAAUAGUACGCUCCCAUGGAGUUCAAACAAUGGUUGUUUUGAGCAGCCUGGAACCAAAUACAACUUAUGAAAUCAGGGUUGCAGCAGUAAAUGGAAAAGGACAAGGGGACUACAGUAAAAUAGAAAUAUUCCAGACACUGCCAGUCCGUGAGCCAAGUCCCCCUUCCAUACAUGGACAGCCAAGCAGUGGGAAGAGUUUUAAAAUCAGCAUCACAAAACAGGAUGACGGAGGGGCUCCUAUUUUAGAAUACAUAGUGAAAUACAGAAGUAAAGACAAGGAAGACCAGUGGCUGGAGAAGAAGGUGCAGGGGAAUAAAGAUCACAUUAUUCUGGAACAUCUGCAGUGGACGAUGGGCUACGAAGUGCAAAUCACAGCUGCCAACAGAUUGGGGUAUUCUGAGCCCACUGUAUAUGAGUUCAGCAUGCCUCCAAAGCCCAACAUUAUUAAAGACACACUUUUUAAUGGUCUUGGGCUAGGAGCCAUUAUUGGCCUUGGAGUCGCUGCCCUCUUGCUAAUCCUUGUGAUAACAGAUGUCAGCUGCUUCUUCAUUCGACAAUGUGGGUUACUAAUGUGCAUCACUAGGAGAAUGUGUGGGAAGAAAAGUGGCUCGAGUGGAAAAAGUAAAGAACUGGAAGAAGGAAAGGCGGCAUACCUGAAAGAUGGGUCAAAAGAACCAAUAGUGGAAAUGAGAACAGAGGAUGAAAGAAUCACUAAUCAUGAAGAUGGGAGUCCAGUGAAUGAGCCAAAUGAAACCACACCAUUAACAGAACCCGAAAAAUUGCCUUUAAAAGAAGACAAUGGAAAAGAAGUCCUAAAUGCAGAAACUAUAGAUAUUAAAGUGUCUAAUGACAUCAUCCAGUCGAAGGAAGAUGAUAGCAAAGCAUAACCACAAGUUUCAGCGGCUUGGUUAGCACCGCAAGGAGCAAUUGGAUUGCCAUGACACUUUGACCAAAACUAUUCUAUUGACCUUAAUUUCUUGGGAACCGUCUAGCUUGGAAUAGCUUGUACACAUAUACAUAUGAUCAACCCCUCCUGUCACAGUUCAUUUCCUUCUGUUAUUGCUGUUGUGGUUGUUUGUUUUGUUAAGUAUUUCAGUAUAAAGUCUUGAUUGGCACCAGUUUUGGGUAUUUGUUUAAUUCUAUGACUGAAGUAUUACAAUUUAUUAUAUGGCUAAAGGGCUUUUCUUUUAAAAUUUUUGUUUCAUGUAACACCAACAGAUGUAUUUCAGCUCUCAAAAACAUUAGGUUGUGAUAGAAGGCAAAGUAAAAUCAUUCUGAAAUAAAUGUGUACAAAAGCCCUGCAUGUUGAUGAAUCUUAUCUUGGGCAAACACACUAUUAAAAUGGAUUUCAGUUUAAGAUGAAGUCACAUAACAAAGGUUAUACUUUUUAUCAAGAAAAUUUCGGGGAACCCAGGCUGGAAGGAGCAAGUCAAUUAUCUUUUGCAGAUGUUAGAAAUUGGAAAACUGUUAGAGAACUCGUUUCAACUUAUGACCACAUUGCAUUUUUGACAUUGAUCUUCGAUACAGUGAUACCAGGUUUAAACUUGUUACACAUCUGAAAGAUUAGUUGUGUGUAAAAUUAGAUUAGAAAAACUCCCUAAAUCUCUUUUUAUGUAUACCAUAUUCACUCACAGUGGAUUACACAAAAAGUAAAUGUAUUACAAGUAAAAAUGGUAUUGAUUUCUGCCCUCAGCUUCAAAUAAAGUGAAUUUAAAUGGGAAAA